AUGGGAAAUACAAGUGAUAAUAUUAACGAGCAACAAGGGGUUACAACAGAACGCCGAAGGAGAAAUACGGAAACAAUACCGCAACUUGGAGCUUUAGAAGAAGAUGACGAAUUUGAGGAAUUCGCUGCAGAAGAUUGGAAUGAAACUGAAGAUGAUAAAGAAACACAAUUAUGGGAAGAUAAUUGGGAUGAUGAAGAUGUGGAGGAUGACUUCUCGACGCAAUUAAGAGCUGAACUCACCAAAGCACAAUCCCAACCACAGCCAAUGAAGAUGUAG
Molecule: messenger RNA, 276 nt
Organism: Ambispora leptoticha
Lineage: Eukaryota; Fungi; Glomeromycota; Glomeromycetes; Archaeosporales; Ambisporaceae
Source: the annotation of a GenBank genome assembly